CGGGAACGUUCGAGUGUGUUGAUUGUAGGGCACGAUCGAGAGGAAUAAUUAAUCGAAGAAAAUUCUCGAAUCCAAAGUGAAACGAUUGAUCCGUUGAGCGUUAAGUGCCACCUAAAAUAUGGGAGGAUAGCGCAUACCAGGGUGUUUGAUUUGUUUCGUCGAGAAGAAAAUUCUAUUCAAGUUGAUUUGCAUAAAGACACCGGCCGUGCUGAAGUGCUAAAAGUCAUUCAAUCUGGAAAAGGUCCAGCGAGGUACGAACGUUAUGAGUAAAGCUCCAGGUCUGCCGCUGUAUUUGAUCCAUUCGUAUCGGAGGCGCCGCAUUAAGUUUUGCGAUAGUUCUAUUAGUCGCAACAGUAGUGAUCAACGGGACAAUCAGGACCAACUCUUAGUCGUACGGCUCGAGAGUAUCAGGAGCGCAAUUUGAGCAGCCCCGAGGCAGAGAAGAAGCAUUGUUCCGUAAUUUUAAGCAAAAGGCCGCAGGGGAGCUCCUGAUAACGGAAAUGGGAAAGCUCAACGAUGCAAUAAUAUGCUUCAAAGCCAACAUCCUUGAAAGCAGUAUCAUCUGGAAAAAUCCUCGAGUUCCCACAGCAAACCAACAGCACAUCACCGAUCGGAAGCGACGGAAAAGCGGCUGCACUUGCUACAACGCUCCACAUCUUGUCACCUCCGGUGAGACUUCCUGCGGCUGCACUAAAGACGACAACGACGACGACAACGACGACGGCAAAAUGGUAGCCGGGACGAUCAGUAACUUUCACGCCGAGCAGCGCAAUGAUCCGCUGGUGCGGGAACUGCGCCGGGUGCGGGAGCUGAACGCUCAGCGCUACAAGGAAGACUACUCGCAUGUGUUUCGAAAUAAAUCCCGAUGGGACUUCAUCCGGCUGUCGUUCGUCAUCAUGGGCAUCGAGUUUGUGUACUCGGCCGAGACGGCCUUCGUUUCACCGAUUCUGCUGGGAAUCGGCGUAGAACAUCAGCUGAUGACGCUGGUCUGGGCCAUUUCCCCGUUGGUUGGUUUCUUCCUGGCUCCGAUCCUGGGGACGUUGAGUGAUCGCUGCAAGUACAAGUUGGGCCGCAGAAGACCGAUCCUGCUGGGGCUGUCCGUGACGAUGAUGCUAGGUUGCAUCUUGGUUCCGUUCGGGGAAAAUUUCGGUCGAUGGUUCGGUGAUUUGGGGGAAAUUUUCCCGGAAGAGGCGAACAACAUCACCGAGGUGCUGAAUUCUAAUUUGACCGCUUUCCUGCCGUACGAUUUCUACCGGGUGGAUAAGGAAAUCCUGGACCACGAGAUGGACUACAAAUGGGCUAUCUUUAUCACCAUAUUCGGUACGCUGCUGUUGGAUUUCAGUGCCGAUACCUCGCAGACGCCUGCUCGGGCCUACCUGUUGGAUACGUGCGUUCCAGAGGACCACGGUCGCGCCUGCAGCACAUUUUCGAUCAUGGCCGGCAUCGGAGGCAGCUUGGGUUACAUGCUCGGUGGAAUCAACUGGGACGACACGAGUUUCGGCGAUUUUCUCGGAGGCAGCAUCAAAACCGUAUUCACCAUCGUUGGUAUAAUCUUCAUCAUAUGCCUCAUCCUCACGGUGUCCAGCUUCCGUGAAAUCCCGCUCCCGUUGAUGGAAAAGGAUGACUUGCUGCGACCGUUGACCGAGUCUAUCGUCAAGAAGGAACGGGCCAAAAUGGAUGACAAGAUCUUCUACAUCAAGGAUGUGAGUCGGUCCUUUGCGAUGCAGCUGCAGACGAUCGACGAAACGACUCAGCCUCCGGCACCGCAGAUGAUCAACAACGCGCUAGCCGCGGAGACAGAAAAGAAACAAACGGUCGAACCAGCAUGUUCGACGUCGGACUCCGACUUAGACGAUGAAGAGAAAGCGAUGUCUCUGAAGGACUUCCUGAAGAGUAUUGUCAUGAUGCCUAAAUCGAUUGCGAUUCUUUGCUUUACGAAUCUGCUCUGCUGGAUGGGACAUUUAAGCUUCUGUUUAUACUUCACCGACUUUGUCGGCGAGGAGGUGUUCAAGGGAAAUCCGGCAGCUCCGUCGACAUCGGAAUCCUAUCAGCUGUACCUGGAAGGAGUCCGCUAUGGAUGUUUCGGGCUGGCAAUCUACUCGCUGGCCUGCUCGUGCUAUUCGUUUACGAUCGAGAAAUUGAUCAAGGUUCUCCGCGCCCGCAUUGUCUACUGCGGUGGACUGCUAAUCGAUGCCAUCGGGAUGAUUCUAAUGGCCAUUUACCCAAACAAGGUGACAGUAUUCGUGUUCAGUGCUACCGGAGGAAUUGUCUACGCAUUGCUGUUUACUAUGCCUUUCCUGUUGAUUGGACAGUAUCAUGCUAAGGGACAGUUCAAAGCAAAUAAGUCGACGGCAACGGAUAAACCGGAAAAGAAGCGUGGUUUGGCAACCGACAUAGCCGUAGUCGGGGGAAUGAUAUUCGUUGCACAGAUCAUCGUUUCGCUGUGCAUAGGAUCGUUGAUUGAAGCGCUGGGAACGACGGCUGCCGUAAUCUACACGGCCGGUACUUGUAGUUUUCUGGCAGCACUGGCAUCAACGCAGGUCGUCUAUAUGGAUUUGUAAAACCCCUCUCAGGCUGGCCCAGGGCGGCAGUAGCGCAAUCGCAGAAGUUCUCACGACAAGAUCUACUUGAUACGAAAGCAGACCUCCACUGAUAAACGAUAUUUACCUAUAUUUUAAUAAUAUGUUACCUCCAAAUGGAUUGAAUGAUAGAAGCAUUUUACAAUAUCGGUAAUGUUAUGUGAUAUACGUCAACUGUAUUUUAUACGUAUAGGUUUAAGGUCACCCCUCAACGUUAGGUUUCUGAUAUCAAAUAAAUUUAAGAUAGGAAUAAACCUUGA
Messenger RNA from Ochlerotatus camptorhynchus, 2839 nucleotides. Its product is annotated as proton-associated sugar transporter A-like. Gene Ontology annotation, molecular function: sucrose:proton symporter activity. The transcript is spliced from 7 exons. Gene Ontology annotation, cellular component: membrane. NCBI's taxonomy places the organism in Eukaryota, Metazoa, Arthropoda, Insecta, Diptera, Culicidae. Gene Ontology annotation, biological process: transmembrane transport. The record is from RefSeq and is a predicted model, not a curated record. Bases 501 to 2561 code for a protein of 686 amino acids.